Polyodon spathula (Mississippi paddlefish) is the source of this 4752-nucleotide messenger RNA. Its product is annotated as cAMP-specific 3',5'-cyclic phosphodiesterase 4D-like. NCBI's taxonomy places the organism in Eukaryota, Metazoa, Chordata, Actinopteri, Acipenseriformes, Polyodontidae. Bases 674 to 2887 code for a protein of 737 amino acids. Gene Ontology annotation, molecular function: 3',5'-cyclic-AMP phosphodiesterase activity. The record is from RefSeq and is a predicted model, not a curated record. Gene Ontology annotation, cellular component: nucleus; cytosol; perinuclear region of cytoplasm. The transcript has 15 exons. Gene Ontology annotation, biological process: signal transduction.
CAAAGGGUUAAAAGGCAUGCUUGUGAAGAGGGCUUUCAUGUGCUUGGCCCCGCCUCUUAUGGGCAGUGGCAUCACAGUGUAAUUGGCACUCAUUCAGGGAUCAGUCAGUGUCCUGUUGUGAAUGGGUUUGUUCCACAUCAUUUCAGCUGUCAAGAGAAGCAGACUAGCUGAGGAGGGUAGAGCAUGAGGGAGAGGAGAGGAGCAGAGAGUGAGAGAAAGCAAGAAGCCAGGCUGAGGCAUGGAGAAUAGCCAAAAGAAGGUGAGAUUCAGACUAGUAUGAAGACCAUGGAGCAGCACGGGGAGACAGUGCCUCUUCCUGGGGAACCGGAGACACAGAGAAAUCUAUCUGAACGAAGGUACCAGAAAAAAAAAGCAGAGGAGACUUUCCAGGAACACAUGCAGAAGGUGACAUCUGAUAGAAAAAUGUGAUUAACAAAAAGUUCGAGGCCAGCAGAGAUGCUAAGAAGAUUUCUUUGAAAAAAAAAGAAGAAGAUUACAAGAAGAAGAACCUGGGGAUUCUAUUUAAAACAAAAAAAAGAAACUUAAGAAAACUGACAAUGGGAAAAUGUAGUUUCAGGAAAUCGGGGUCGAGCAAAAGGAAAAGGACAGACGCACAACUGUAGCCCCAGCUGUUAGGAAGAAGAAGAUAGAGAGAGUGGAGGGAAAGAAAAACAUGAGUUUACCAACAAACUGUGGCUUUUUGACUUUGACUGAUCUGUCCUUAAAAUUACGAAAUGGGAAUAUCUUUGGGUCUCCUUGUGCUGUCAACCAGCCGAUUGAUAUCGUACAGAAACGAAAGCGUUUUGAUGUUGAGAAUGGCCUGUCGGUGGGACGGAGCCCCCUGGACCCCCAGGCUAGUCCAGGGUCCGGCCUCAUCCUGCAAGCCAACUUCCCCCACAGCCAGAGGCGGGAGUCCUUCCUGUACCGGUCAGACAGCGACUUUGACCUGUCCCCCAAAGCCAUGUCCAGGAACUCGUCCACCACCAGUGAGCUACACGGAGAAGACAUGAUUGUAACUCCAUUUGCACAAGUGCUGGCCAGCUUGCGAACAGUUCGGAGUAACUUUGCAGUCCUGACCCACCUACAGGAGCGAGUGACCAACAAGAGAUCAUCGGGUAGCAAUCCCCCAUCCAUGUGUAAAGCAAGUCUCCCAGAGGAGACCUAUCAGAAACUGGCGAUCGAGACGCUGGAAGAACUGGACUGGUGUCUGGACCAGCUGGAGACUCUGCAGACCCGUCAUUCUGUCAGUGAGAUGGCCUCCAAUAAGUUUAAAAGGAUGCUGAAUCGAGAGCUGACACACCUAUCAGAAACCAGCCGGUCUGGGAACCAGGUCUCCGAGUUCAUAUCAAACACAUUUUUAGAUAAACAGCAUGAAGUGGAAAUCAUGUCUCCGAUACAAAAAGACAAGGACAAGACAAAGCGGCCCAUGUGCCAGAUUAGCGGGGUUAAGAAGUUAACGCACAGUACCAGCCUGAAUACCUGCAGCAUCCCUCGCUUCGGAGUCAAGACCGACAAGGAAGGACCUUUGACAAAGGAACUAGAAGAAAUCAACAGAUGGGGCCUUGAUGUUUUUAAGAUAGCAGAAUAUUCUGGAAAUCGGCCAUUAACAGUUGUAAUGUACACCAUCUUCCAGGAGAGAGACCUGUUGAAGUCCUUUAAGAUCCCUGUGGACACGUUUAUCACCUUCAUGAUGACCCUGGAAGAUCACUACCACUCGGACGUGGCGUAUCACAACAACAUCCACGCAGCUGACGUGGUCCAGUCUACCCACGUGCUCCUCUCCACACCAGCACUGGAGGCUGUGUUUACAGACCUAGAGAUCCUGGCCGCUAUCUUUGCCAGUGCGAUCCAUGACGUUGAUCACCCGGGGGUAUCGAACCAGUUUCUGAUCAACACAAACUCAGAACUGGCUCUGAUGUACAAUGACUCCUCUGUGCUGGAGAAUCAUCACCUGGCCGUGGGCUUCAAGCUGCUGCAUGAGGAGAACUGUGACGUCUUCCAGAACCUGAGCAAGAAGCAGAGGCAGUCGCUCCGGAAGAUGGUCAUCGACAUGGUACUGGCGACAGACAUGUCGAAACACAUGAACCUGCUGGCUGAUUUGAAAACUAUGGUGGAGACCAAGAAAGUGACGAGUUUAGGGGUCCUGCUGCUGGAUAACUACUCCGACCGAAUACAGGUUCUUCAGAACAUAGUGCACUGCGCUGACCUCAGCAACCCCACCAAGCCUCUGCAGCUGUACCGGCAGUGGACAGACCGUAUCAUGGUGGAGUUCUUCACACAGGGGGACCGCGAGCGCGACAAGGACAUGGAGAUCAGCCCCAUGUGUGACAAGCACAACGCCUCCAUCGAGAAGUCACAGGUGGGCUUCAUCGAUUACAUCGUGCACCCUCUGUGGGAGACCUGGGCUGACCUGGUGCACCCUGACGCCCAGGAUAUUCUGGACACGCUAGAGGACAACCGGGAGUGGUACCAGAGCAUGAUCACACACAGCCCCUCGCCUCCCCCCAAGGAGAGGGAGAAGGAGGGGGGAGCAGCCGGGGAGAAGUUCCAGUUCGAGCUGACGCUGGAGGAGGAGGAGGAGUCUGACACAGAGCAGGACGACAUGGAGAGUCCUGUGGACGAAGAGACCAGCGACUCCAGGACUCCCGUCACAGACAACUCAGAGAGUGGAGAAGGAAUCCCGUGGGCUGCCACAGCUCAGGACAGCAUCGCGGCCAGUGCAAAAGCCACCAUGAACGUCGAUAACCUCAACCCGGCACGCAGAACGUUGGCCAGAUGUGGCAGUAUUAAUGUGCCAGAGGCAGAGACUCGAGCAAUGAGCAUGGAGGAAAAGGAAUAUUUAGUAGACAAAGAACGAAAUGUUAUGUACCUUCCACUGGGAACAUAACACAUGUGCGUUUUCAUUUACAACUUUGCAAAAAUAAAAAGUAUCCUAUCUGUAACAUUAGCCUUACACUGGAAUUGUUCAUUUGGAACUCCUUAAAUGUAGGAUUUGUUUUUCUUCCGAUGACCAACAAAUACAAGCUACUUGCUCUUGUUAAUCUUUGAAGAAGAAAUUGAAACCAGAGUGCUUGAUCUCUCAUGAUGGUGUCACGACAAGCACAGCGAUGGGUUUAGUCAAUGAUGACACAUCAAGCUCUGAACAGUGGAAGAGAAAAAGGAAUUCUAUUGAAAUUGUCUUCCUUCAGUUGAUGUACAGACACGUUUGUAAACUUGGUCUGGGAACUUUUGUACCAGGUAACCCGUGAAAGACUGAUAAUUUUAACAGAUAUUUUCACUUUUCAUUUCAGUUGUUUUAUUUUGUUAUUUUUUUAACCUCAAUUUCCGCAAGUUUUUUGAAAACGCAUUAUAACGCUCAUUACACUUAACCUGCAGUUUUACCAAAAAUACCAACCUGAAUUAAAAAACAAAAAAAUAAAUCACACAACAGAAAUCUCAGGGUAUGAAGGAGAACCACAAACACAGAAUAUAGUCUUUUAAUGUAGCAAGUCGUUCUUGGGUAUCCCUAGUUAUAGAACUGAACUGUAUAAUGGGGUAUUACAAGGGAAUCACCCUCAGAUUCAGGUCACUCUAUGAAGAUUUACUGGGGGAAACCAGUUCCAAACAUCUAAAUUUGAAUUUAUUAGCCUUUAUACAAUUAGGGAUACCCAGCUGAUUGCAUAAAGAGCCUCCUCUUUCCUUUUUCUAUGUAAAGCUAGGUUCCGUUAUACAGUUUUUUUACACUGGUUUUGUCACUUCCUGUUAUGUUGUUUUAGCUACAGUAGCCAAUAAAUGCCUCAUUAGUCAAUUGCUCUUGCAUGUUGCAUGUUGCAACUGUUUUCCUUCUACCACACUAUAAACUAACUUCCUGUGUUACACAGGAAGUGAAUGGGGGGAACUUCUACGGCUAGAUUCACAGCCCCCAAUUCUCACUACCUUUGGACUUGUGUUACCCAAGGCAGACCAAGAGGGUGAGUGAAACCAAACAAUAAUCAAUGCGAAGUCUGGAAAACCAAAAGAUGAGCCGCAAAACAAAAAGGGGCUUGGACGCGCCUUUGUUAUGAGAUACUUUUGGGGUUCUGUAUUGCCAGUCUCCCUACAGAGUGCACUUCAAUGCCUUUACCCUACCACUUUACCCCUAGCCAGAGUAGCUCUACAACUACCCUGGGCUCAGCCAUGCCACCUAUAGUAUGCAACUCAUAAUAGUAAUGAAUGAUACAUCCUAAAAACUGUCCAACACAGGGUUUAAAAGCAACCUCGCCCUCUUUCUUGUGCUGAAGAUCAUGGCUCGUUUGCUUUGUCAUUAUUGCAGAUAUUAAUAUUUGAAAGUAAUGAAGGAUAAAGCAUUGAACUGCUACUGCCUGGCACCCAUUCACAUACCAAAAAGCAGCAGUAAAAAUGACUUCAGAAUCAUAAAAAUCGGUGCCGUUAAUGCCAGUAUUGGAAAUGUAAUUUAAAAGCCCUGGUUAUCACUCAUUUAAAGAUGAUAUAUAUAUUAUAGGUUCGUUUGGCCAAUUAUCUUACCUGUUUGUCAUCGUUUGCAAUAGUUUCAAGCAGUUCUGAUGUAUGUUGCUCCAAUAAGGAGUCGUAUUCAAUUGUUUAUUAUUUUCAUCUAAGUAAUUUAUUGAAUGCUAAGGGCUCACGCACUAUUUCCUUAAUGCUGAAUUAAACUCUAUGUCAUUGCAGCCCUGUAUUAUCUAGUUUAUUUCUGCACCGUAAAGGGUUAAACCCCUGUCCGUGGCAAAAUGCACCCCACACACGGUUAAGUUAUAA